CCCUCAGCCCCGAGCCCAUUCCGGCCGGCGAUGGACAGACCUUCUACCCAAUAGCACGUCCGAUGUUUGUCGUUGGGUCCCGCCCCCGUGGCAGCCGAACCAAUGAGCAAGCCAGGUCUCGGCAGGGUGGUGGGGGUUGCACUGCGGUAAUAUGGCUCUUCCUUAGCCAGCGGCGGUGGCGGCCGGAGGUUGGGUACAGCAGUCCUGCCUCUCGGGUGGCGGGUUUCUGGGCUGCAGGGGCUCGGCGGGUCGAGGCUAGGCGGUGGUGGCGGAUGCCGGAGGAACGCGGGCCCCGCCGCUUGGCGGCCCCUGGGUCAAGAUGAGCGCCUCAGCGUCGGUCGGGGGCCCGGUUCCCCCGCCGCCCCCGGGCCCGGCCGCCUCGCUGCCACCCGGUUCUGCCGCGCGGGCCCUGCAUGUGGAGCUACCCUCUCAGCAGCGACGUCUUAGACACCUUCGAAACAUUGCUGCCCGGAACAUUGUUAAUAGAAAUGGCCAUCAGCUCCUUGAUACCUACUUCACGCUUCACUUGUGUAAUACUGAAAAGAUAUAUAAAGAAUUUUAUAGAAGUGAAGUGAUUAAGAAUUCCUUGAAUCCAACAUGGCGGAGUCUCGAUUUUGGAAUAAUGCCAGACCGUCUUGAUACAUCUGUGUCUUGUUUUGUGGUGAAGAUAUGGGGUGGAAAGGAGGACAUCUACCAGCUUUUGAUUGAAUGGAAAGUCUGUUUGGAUGGGCUGAAAUACUUGGGUCAGCAGAUACAUGCCCGCAACCAAAAUGAAAUAAUUUUUGGGCUGAAUGAUGGCUACUAUGGUGCUCCAUUUGAAUAUAAGGGUUAUUCAAAUGCUCAGAGGAACAUUCUUCUUCAGGUGGAUCAGAACUGUGUUCGCAAUUCCUAUGAUGUCUUCUCUUUGCUGCGGCUUCAUAGAGCCCAGUGUGCAAUUAAACAGACUCAGGUAACUGUUCAGAAAAUUGGAAAGGAAAUUGAAGAAAAGCUAAGGCUCACAUCUACAAGCAAUGAACUGAGAAAACAAAGUGAGUGCUUGCAAUUAAAAAUUUUGGUGCUUCAAAAUGAACUGGAAAGACAGAAGAAAGCUUUGGGACGGGAGGUGGCAUUACUGCAUAAGCAACAAAUUGCAUUACAGGACAAAGUCUCCCUCUGUCUCUCUCUAGGAAGUGCAUUUUCAACUGAGCACCUCAAGCUUCAACUCCAGAAGGAAUCCCUGAAUGAAUUGAGGAAGGAAUGUACUGCGAAAAGAGAACUCUUUCUGAAGACUAAUGCUCAGUUGACAAUUCGUUGCAGGCAAUUACUAUCUGAGCUUUCCUACAUUUACCCUAUUGAUUUGAAUGAUCAUAAGGAUUACUUUGUAUGUGGUGUCAAGUUGCCCAAUUCUGAGGACUUCCAAGCAAAAGAUGAUGGAAGCAUUGCUGUUGCCCUGGGUUACACAGCACAUUUGGUCUCCAUGAUUUCCUUUUUCUUACAAGUGCCCCUAAGAUAUCCUAUAAUUCAUAAGGGAUCUAGAUCAACAAUCAAAGAUAAUAUCAAUGAUAAGCUGACUGAAAAGGAGAGAGAGUUUCCAUUAUAUCCAAAAGGUGGGGAGAAGUUACAAUUUGAUUAUGGUGUCUAUCUUCUGAACAAAAAUAUAGCACAGCUAAGAUAUCAGCAUGGACUAGGGACUCCAGAUUUGAGGCAAACCCUCCCUAACCUGAAAAACUUCAUGGAACAUGGACUCAUGGUCAGGUGCGACAGGCAUCACACCUCCAGUGCCAUCCCUGUUCCAAAGAGACAAAGCUCCAUAUUUGGAGGCGCCGACGUAGGCUUCUCUGGGGGGAUCCCGUCCCCAGACAAAGGACACCGAAAACGGGCCAGCUCAGAGAAUGAGAGACUCCAGUACAAAACCCCUCCUCCCAGUUACAACUCCGCGCUCGCCCAGCCCGUGCCCGCCAUCCCUUCCAUAGGAGAAUCGGAGAGAAAGACAACGUCUCUGUCCUCCUCCUUGGAUACCUCCUUGGACUUCUCCAAAGAAAACAAGAAGAAAGGCGCUGAUCUGGGAGACAGGUUAAACAGCAGUCCCGCGAGUGCGGACGCUGGCCAGGAGCAAGAAGAAGUGCUGUCCAGACACGCGGCCACUGUCAAUGGCACUCUGCUGCCCAGCGAGCAGGCCGGCUCGUCCGGCGUCCGCCUGCCAGGCCAGUUCCUCCCGGUGCCAGAGCCCGAGCUCUGCUGCGCCGUGGAGCAGGCGGAAGAGGUCAUCGGGAUGGAGGCCACAGGUUUCACCUCAGGCGAUCAGCUGGAAGCCUUUAACUGCAUCCCGGUCGAUAGUGCUGUGGCGGUGGAGUGUGACGAGCAAGUCCUGGGGGAAUUUGAAGAGUUCUCCCGAAGGAUCUAUGCACUGAAUGAAAACGUGUCCAGCUUCCGCCGGCCACGCAGGAGUUCUGAUAAGUGAAGUGAGCAGCCGGCCGGUAGGACCAGGACAGAGGCGCCGCCUGAAAGGAGGAUGAAGCCGCACGGGUUACCCCUGUGACAAUUAUGACACGAAAGGAGUAUUAAUGGAGGAUAUUCCUCAGAAAACCAGACUCUGUAAAUCAAGGAGGGACUCAGGAUCAGUGUGUAUCAGUGGGCCAGACAAAGUUAGAUUUUGCUCGCAAGAUUUGCUCUUCAGGCCUGAUGAUUGUUUUAAGGCAAAGGUCACUCUCUAGUUCGAGUCACCUUAUAGGUAUUUGUCUGCUUUUUAAUUUACACUUCUGUGUUAUCCUCAGACGGGAGAUGAUAAUAUAUAAGUAAUGUAAUAAACUCACUUUUAGUUUCUCAUAAGCAUUUGCCCGCACCAUAGUUUAUAAAGCUUGGGAAAACCAAAUAAUCCAAGAAAGGUUUUCACCAUUUGCCGAAAAAUCUUUGACCAUCCGUGAGUUUGACAGAUAAGAAGCACAAUGGUCUCCUUACACCCAGGCCUCUCUGCCCCUGCCCCCAGGCCCCCCAUCUGCUGCCCCGUCUCCACAGUGGAUGGGCUGUACACCCUGAAAACCGACUGGUUCUUGAGUGCCGUCGCCAAGACCUUGCAGCUCCUCCGCUCAGCUGUACCUUGGUGUAACGCCCAGAGGAAAACCUCAUCUCUGGUAGAUCCCAGGGGACGCUCAAGGACACCCCCCCCCCAGGGUUACAACAGUCAGAUGGCAUCCAGUCCCCUUUGGGGGCCAGAUUUUCUCUGUGGGCAGAUGCUGCAAAGACCAGGCAUGCUCUCUGGCAACGCACCCGCCAGAAAGAAAUCCCCGUAUGUAAAUUCCAUGCUAAUUUAUUAAAUUUCGGUUGGAAAGGAAGUUGCUGGAUAUGAUGUAAAAUCUGGCGAGAGUCAGGCUGUCCGAUGUGCAGACCUCAGGGCAGUCGGGACAGUUGGACGAAGAGGCUGAGAUGAGGCGUCGGUGUAUGUGCAGGUGCAUUCAUAGUAAAUUAUGUUCUUGAAGUUCGAUUUCAUUCCUGGAGCUCAGAUCUCAUUUGCUAUUGCUCUUUACUUUAUAUACCCAAGGACAUUGCCUCAGGGUUGCAAGCUCUUUAAGGAAAAUUUAUGCAUAUAUCCAUGUAUUGUAUAGAAGAAUAAAAACUGAAUUUGCUUCACUUGA
Messenger RNA from Ailuropoda melanoleuca (giant panda), 3611 nucleotides. It is a transcript of the gene UVRAG, whose product is annotated as UV radiation resistance associated. Gene Ontology annotation, molecular function: SNARE binding. NCBI's taxonomy places the organism in Eukaryota, Metazoa, Chordata, Mammalia, Carnivora, Ursidae. The record is from RefSeq and is a predicted model, not a curated record. Bases 320 to 2440 code for a protein of 706 amino acids. The transcript has 15 exons. Gene Ontology annotation, biological process: SNARE complex assembly. Gene Ontology annotation, cellular component: lytic vacuole; endosome.